Molecule: messenger RNA, 1330 nt
Organism: Raphanus sativus (radish)
Lineage: Eukaryota; Viridiplantae; Streptophyta; Magnoliopsida; Brassicales; Brassicaceae
Product: AP2/ERF and B3 domain-containing transcription factor RAV1
Exons: 1
Coding region: 122-1159 (345 amino acids)
Biological process (GO): regulation of DNA-templated transcription
Molecular function (GO): DNA-binding transcription factor activity; DNA binding
Source: RefSeq, a predicted model, not a curated record
CACAUACAUACACACACCACAAACACAACAUCAGACUAUCUCUCAAAAAUACAUUUUCUUGUCUCUCCAUUUUUUCCAUAAGAAAGUUUCAAGAAACAGAACAAAAAAUUUCAAGAAGUCAAUGGAAGUGAGUAGCGUAGACGAGAGUACAACGAGUACAGGUUCCAUAUGCGAAACCCCGGCGAUAACUCCGGCGGUGACGUCGGUAAAGUCGUCGGUGAAUCUGCACAGGAUGGGAAGUGGAUCUAGCGUGGUGCUAGAUUCGGAGAACGGAGCUGAGGCGGAGUCGAGGAAGCUUCCGUCGUCCAAGUACAAAGGCGUGGUUCCUCAGCCUAACGGACGGUGGGGAGCUCAGAUUUACGAGAAGCACCAGCGCGUGUGGCUCGGUACUUUCAACGAGGAAGACGAGGCGGCGCGUUCUUACGACGUUGCGGUUUACCGGUUCCGAGGACGAGACGCCGUCACGAACUUCAAAGAGGCAAGGCUCGACGACGGAGAGGUCGAGUUCUUGAAUUCUCAUUCGAAAGCCGAGAUCGUCGAUAUGCUGAGGAAGCAUACGUAUAGCGAGGAGCUCGAGCAGAGUAAACGGCGAAGAAACGGUAACGGAAACACGGCUAGGACGUUGACGUCGUCGGUUAACGGCGACGGUGUUUCCACGACGGAGUUCAGAUCAGCGGAGGCUCUCUUUGAGAAAGCGGUAACGCCAAGCGACGUUGGGAAGCUAAACCGUCUUGUUAUACCGAAACACCACGCGGAGAAACACUUUCCGUUACCGCCGAGCAACGUUUCCGUUAAAGGAGUGCUGCUGAACUUCGAGGACGUGACGGGGAAAGUGUGGAGGUUCCGUUACUCGUAUUGGAACAGUAGCCAAAGCUAUGUGUUGACCAAAGGUUGGAGCCGGUUCGUUAAGGAGAAGAAUCUACGUGCUGGUGAUGUGGUUAGUUUCAGCAGAUCCGACGGUCAAGAUCAACAGCUAUAUAUUGGGUGGAAGUUGAGAUCCGGACCGGAUGUAGAAACGGGUCGGGUUUUGAGACUAUUCGGAGUCAAUAUUUCACCGGAGAGUUCAAGAAACGACGUCGUAGGGAACAAGAGAGUGAACGAUACUGAGAUGUUAUCGUUGGUGUGUAGCAAGAAACAACGCAUCUUUCACGCCUCGUAACAACUCCUCUUUCAUUUUGUUUCAAUAGUUUUUUUCUUUAAUUCCACUUUCGAUCUCUUUUUCAGUUGCAUCAGUUUCUACUUAUUACCAAAGGUUCAUGAGUUCUUUUUCUUGUAAUGAUGAACUGUAUAUUAUAUUAUAUUAUAUAGAAUAAAGGGUUAUUUAGAUCUC